GUGUGUAUGGGCGUUGAAUUAAUUGUCAUACCGUCGAGGGACCAAGCCGGCCCAUGCAUCCAUCCAUCUGAGCAAUGGGUCCCUCCCUCCGAGCUGAGCUCCCUUUCCCAUCUAUCUGUCUGUCUACGGACGUCUGUCAAUCGGCCGAGCAAGCUAGCUAGAUGUACACUCCCGCACACACAACGGGAAAAUACGAUAGAUACGUCAUGAGUGCACACAGCAGGGGAGUGCAUGUGCAGCAUGCUGCACUCCUCUGCACUGCACACCCUCCAUCAUCCUCAAUCAUCUGUGUCCAUCUCCACCGCCUCCUCUCCUCCCCACCGGCGGUUGGUGCUCGUGGCCGCCGCCACCUUGCCCUUGAGCUUCCCCACGCCCCUCAUGCUGCUGCCGUGCCCCCCGCCGCCGCCCUUGCGCUUGGACACCGAUGGCAGCACCAUGCGAUGCUCGCCGUCAGUGCUGGAGCUGGUGCUGUUGUUGUUGUUGUUGUUGAGUUUGGCCAUGAGUGCCUUGAUGUUGGCGGUGCGAUUGCUGGGCGGCUGCGGGAAGUAGGCCAUCGAGCGCAGGGAGCGGGGCUGGUUGAGAGGACAGACAGACAGACAGAUAUAAUGCAGAAAGGUGUGUAUGUGUAUGUGUGUGUGUGCGUGGAUUGGAUGGUGUUGUGGUGUGUUGUCGCGUCAGUCAGUCAUUCCCCCACCCACCUUUGUGCUGGUGUGCGUGUGCGGGGCAGCAGGUGGCGACUCGAGGUCCAUCAGACGGUGGGGCCUGCACAACAUACAUAACCCAACAAAGCACAUACAUACCCAUCCAUCAUGGGCCACCUACCGUUUGGGCGAGUUCUGGUGGUGCUGUUCUCCUCUGUCGGAGGGGACGCCGCUGUCCACCCGCACGACACAGGCCUCCACCACGCCCACAGUGCCGUCGACGUGCAGCGGCUCACUCACAGGCACACCCUCACACAGAGCACCCUCACACACACUCCCAGCACCUGAUUGAUUGCAGACAGACAUCCAGACGUACGUACCAGCAUUCACGUGGAUGAGCUGAGUGAGUGGGAGCUAUCUAUCGGUGUGUCUGUCUGUUUGUGCUCUUGCUGCUCUUGCUUGCGGUUGGCUGACCAUCUUGCGCCGAUCCCACGUCCGCCAUUUGGUCGUCACCGUCGUCAGUAUCGGGCGACUUGAGCUUCCCCUCCACACCGUCGGCACCCCUGCUCAGCACCACACACCGCACACAGAGCAAACGGAUACAUCCCUGCCUGCCUCCGUCUGUGUUCACAGCAAGGCUUACUUGUCCUUCUUGCUGCGAUUUUCUCUUCCUUUGCCUUUGCCUUUGCCCUUGCCCUUGCCCCUUCUGUUCAUCAGGACGCCCCUGCCGGUGUCCCGUCGAGUCUUGCUGAUCGUCCGCUGCAUCACCUGACGGUACGUCUCGCCCAGCGGCGGCUCGUCGUCAUACCCGUCCCGCAUCAUGUCGGUCUGGGAGGGCAUGUCAAUCUGCGGCUGCGGCAGCUCGGCAGCUGAGGGGUCCAGGGGGGGAGGGAGGGGGAGAUCCGCACUCACCGAGGCCACGAUGGCGCACACAACCGUGACUGACAGACAGACCGACAUACCGACAGAGGGGAGGUGAGAGAGAGCCAUUCAUGAGCAUGGCUCCUUCCAUUUGUGUAUCAUCUCUCCCUCCCUCCUUCCCUCCCUCCCUCCCUCCCUUGCUCUGUUUAAGCCUUUUCCUUACUGUCAUCGAUUUUGCCGCCCUGCUGCUUGAAGUUCCUGAGCCGGUGUGCGGGCAGCUCCUCUCUGCCUUUGUCGCGGAACGGCGUGCGGAAGAAGGGGCACACACUCGACACGAAGGCGGCAUGGCAGAUCUUCUGGGCGUAGUCCGCCGGGCUGCCAGGGGCAGGCGUCUCCAUGUGAUCCAUGCGGGCGACCGAGUUGAUGAGAGACGUGACCUCGCGCUCGUAGAGGUUGUCCCACACGCCGUCGGACGCUGCCACGAUGAUGUCUCCCUCCUGCAGGGGGAUGUCCUCACGACUGACGUAGCGGUGGAGCCCCUCGAGGGUGCGGGGGGAGACUGCACCGACACACACACACACACACACAUCCAUUCACAGGAUCGUGUGUGUGGUGUGGUGUGGUGUGAAGUGGUGCGUUCCUCGCUUACAGAGCAUGGGUUGGUCGAGGACUAGGUCAUCGUCCUCAUCGACGUCGUAGAGCCUGCCUAUCUGAUGGGGAGUGUUGAACCUGUCCACCGCACGCACACACACACAGGAAUUGUGCCCGCCCCACUGCCCCCCUUCAUCCAUAUAUAUUUUUGUGUGCUGCAUUGCAUGCUCUCUCUCACCCACCCACCCGCUGCAGCCGGCUGGCGAGAGGUAGAUGAGGUUGUAUCUGUCUUGGUCCUUGCCGUUGCCGCGACGCCACACGCCGAUGAGGGAGUCGCCACACACACACACGCUCAGGAUGUUGGGAUGAACCAACGCGCCGAUCACUGCAUAUAUCAAAGAACAGCAGACAAAAGGACAAAGGGACGACAGACAAGAAACAUGAGUGACAGAGGGCAUAUGUGUGUGUGCGUGUCUUGGUGCCUGUGUCAUCUACCGGCCGUGGAGGCGCCCUUCUUGUCCGUCGAGCGCGUCAACAUCUGUUCCCACCCACCCUCCAACACCCUGCAUGACGACCACACAGCACACACACAGAACACCCACACAACACACACACACACACCAGGAAUACCCUUUGUAUGAGUGAUUUUCUCGUUCUGUGACUCACUUGAGCGCGCGAUGGUGUGUGCUGUCGUCUAUGUGCUGUGUUUCCGCCAUGCAGUGUUGCGCCAGACACCGGGCAAACGCCUGAGAGUCACACGGACCUCUCACACCACCUGCACACACAAGCAGCCAACAAACAUGCAACACAUUGAAUGCAUUGCAACAAACAAACACCCGAGCAGCCAGCCCCAUUGACUCGCCCGCCUCACAUGCAUCUGCCCAUGCAUGCAGCUAGCUUCUCCCAUCCAUCCCUGGCCGUGUAUGGUCUGCUUACCAACACCGUCGAAGACGCCCAGCCCAUCACACCGUCCAUAGAAUGCAUCCUGGCAGCUUACAUAGCCGUUUUUGGACAGCUGCCGCGCCGCUGUGUUGAAUUGGAGUCGUGUUUUCCCGACGGAGGGAGGCGGCGGCAGGGUGGGCGAUGGGUCUGACGGCUGGGCUGGCGAACUGGCAUCAGGGUGGUGGCGCUGCGCCUCGGAUGAGGACGCGUGCAGUGCACACUGCGGCAUUCAGACGGAAGGCUAUCUCACAGAGUGUGUGUAACGAUGAAUGCGGCUCUGCGGAGUGGAAUGGCAGAACC
Messenger RNA from Vitrella brassicaformis, 3335 nucleotides. The record is from the annotation of a GenBank genome assembly. Lineage: Eukaryota; Vitrellaceae.